AUGUUCGCAUUUCUAGAUCGUCCAGAUUCUUCAACGGCUCCGUUUCGAAUAUCUCCACCAGUCGUCUUUUUCCAUGAUGGCAUCACAACGAGUGAAAUCGAUCUACGCAUUAUGGAUGCACAACGGCGUGCGCGUGCAAUCGCAACAGCUCCACGACGAAAUCGAUAUGAUGAUAAAGACGACGACGAUGAUGCUCAUAGUUCAAACAAAACGCUGUUCGGCUUUAGUAAAACACCGGCUGUUCCAAUUCUCCAUCAGCCUCUGCCUUCCCAGGCACAAUCCCUGCCUCAAACGCAAUCGGGUAUGAAUUUGAUACCAAGUCCCCCUGUUAUUCCACCAGCUCGAGAAGAUAGUGACGAACUCGAUUAUCUCUUCAGUAUUACGUCACGUCGAAAUCGAUGUUCGUCGGGACCAUUACCUUAA
Molecule: messenger RNA, 423 nt
Organism: Adineta ricciae
Lineage: Eukaryota; Metazoa; Rotifera; Eurotatoria; Adinetida; Adinetidae
Source: the annotation of a GenBank genome assembly